GCAGAACCAGUUGCUAAGUCACGGUAGUCUCCCGUAUUAGUAGCCAACCAAAUAGAAGGAAGACAGUCGUUCCUUCUAAAUAUCGACGAUGAUUGAAAGUGAGCCUGGCACCCGGCAAUCAGUAUAGACUUUGCAGCUGCAGCUGGGUGCAUAUAGCUACUACUACAUGAUGGCAUAGUAGCAACUUGUGUUUUGUGCCAGUAGUGCUGAGUCAACAUGUGCCGCUUCGCGUUCCAAUUUCCUCUCACCAUCACCCGUCAUGUAUCACCUCUUAAAAGGCUUACACGAGUACUUGACGAGGAAAGAGGAGUUUUCAGUUAUCAUCAUCGGCCUUGAUGGUGCUGGCAAAACCACAUUUUUGGAGAAAAUAAAGACUAUAUAUAACGAGACUCCUGGGCUUGACCCGUCCAAGAUUGGCCCGACUGUGGGGCAAAAUACGGGCAAAAUAUCUCUCCCAUCCAGCAUCAUAAACUUCUUUGACCUCGGAGGACAACGCGGCAUCCGGUCCAUCUGGCACAGAUACUACGACGACUGUCACGCCGUAGCGUACGUUGUCGACGCGCAAGACCGAGAGAGGCUCAGUGAGGGCUGGGAAGUCUUUGACACAGUCCUCUCCUCCCCCCAAACGCUCAACAUCCCUCUCCUACUCCUUGCAAACAAACAAGAUUCCCCUUCAAGCCUCAGCGUUUCAGAGAUAAGGCAGGAUUAUGAAGAUUGGGAUCAGAGAAGGAGGGAGAGCGCGAGAAGGAGGUUUGGCGAGGAUGAGGAUGCAGAGAUGGAGAGGAAACGGGAGAGGAUUGCUAGUUUAGAUGUUUUGGGCGUUUCAGCGCUUGAUGGAGCUGGCGUUCGCGAGGCUGUGGAUUGGUUGUUUUUGCGGGUACAGAAUAGUAGGCGUGACUUGGCGGAUCGGUAGCGAGGCUUUGGGGGUCGAUUUGUGUCGGCGGUGUAAUUUGCCUGUGUACUUGUAUGUACGGGGCUACGUGUCAAAAGUCUUAUUUGAGUGCGAGAUUUUUUUAUGAUGAUUGAUGUGGUAGCACUGGCAGGUCGUUGGUUGUUGAUUUG
Messenger RNA from Suillus subaureus, 1062 nucleotides. Its product is annotated as P-loop containing nucleoside triphosphate hydrolase protein. The record is from RefSeq and is a predicted model, not a curated record. Gene Ontology annotation, biological process: protein localization to organelle; Golgi to plasma membrane protein transport; intracellular protein transport. Bases 260 to 913 code for a protein of 217 amino acids. The transcript is spliced from 7 exons. Gene Ontology annotation, molecular function: GTPase activity; GTP binding. Lineage: Eukaryota; Fungi; Basidiomycota; Agaricomycetes; Boletales; Suillaceae. Gene Ontology annotation, cellular component: Golgi apparatus.